Molecule: messenger RNA, 345 nt
Organism: Cylicostephanus goldi
Lineage: Eukaryota; Metazoa; Nematoda; Chromadorea; Rhabditida; Strongylidae
Source: the annotation of a GenBank genome assembly
GCGAUGAAACCACCACCGACGAAGAAAGCAAGGCCUGCUGUGCAUACAGCCGAAAGUGUCCGGCAAACUGUUGCUCAAGCUAUGCUCAGUGAUGACGCUGCAUGUGCAACAUUGCUCGAGAGUGUCGCAGGCUUCGAAAAAGAAAUUCUUGAUGGACUCGUCGAGGUUUUGAAGGCCUUCAGCGCGUCAAAGGUCACCUUAGAUGGCCCCAUUGUAAAGAUUCUGCGAAAGUACUUUGCCUUGAUUGGUGUUGAGACCGCUACGGAGCGUUACAAGCAGUUCCAUGAUUGCAUUUUGAACAACCUCGGCAGAGAAUAUGUCAGGCGAAGCCUGCAGCAGCGCUAG